Betta splendens (Siamese fighting fish) is the source of this 1910-nucleotide messenger RNA. RefSeq names its product E3 ubiquitin-protein ligase TRIM39-like. Lineage: Eukaryota; Metazoa; Chordata; Actinopteri; Anabantiformes; Osphronemidae. The coding region runs from base 159 to 1763 and encodes 534 amino acids. The record is from RefSeq and is a predicted model, not a curated record. The transcript has 2 exons. Gene Ontology annotation, molecular function: zinc ion binding; protein binding.
AAAUGUAGCCAUGCGGAACUGAAAGAGUUAAAUCUGAACAGGAAGCGGGCAGCGUAGGGGGCGUGGCCUGGGACGAAACUAACUUAAAGACGCUACUUAAGCUACGUUAUCUUUAAACCUUGCGCGUUUGCCGUUGAAGUUGUCUCAGCCUUUCAGUAAUGGCGAUGUCCUGCAGCCUGCUGUCGGAGGACACGUUCCUUUGUUCGGUGUGUCUGGAUGUGUUCACCAAACCUGUGUCAACGCCAUGUGGUCACAACUUCUGCCGCCGCUGCAUCCGCACGUACUGGGACAGCACUGUCGUCUGGCGGUGUCCUUUGUGCAAGAGGAGCUUUCCCACGAAACCUGACCUCCAGGUGAACACAGUCCUGUCUGAGUUAGCUGCUGAGUUUAAGAGGUCCAAUCAGGCCAAAGCAUCAGCUUCAAGAACAGAUGUUCCUGCCUCAGCGGAUGUUCCCUGUGAUGUGUGUUCUCAGGUGAAAGACAAGGCUGUUAAAUCUUGCUUGAUGUGUCUGACGUCUUUUUGUAAAACACACCUUGAGCCUCAUGAGAGAAUCGCUGGCCUCCAUGGCCACAGACUAAUCAACCCUGUGAAGGAUCUUGAUCAGAAGAUGUGCCGCAUGCACCACAAGUUAACUGAGCUGUACUGCAGGACGGACCAAUCCUGUAUUUGUGUGUUGUGCUUAAAAGACGACCACAAGCUUCACAAUGUGGUGACAAUAGAAGAACAGUAUGAAUCAGCGGUGGAAGAAAAAAGCAAUGCAAUGGUAAAUAUUCAGAAGAUCAUACAGUCUCGGUCAGAUAAGAUUGCCGAGAUCGAAAAGGCACUCGAUGCCGGCAAGAACGAAGCGGAGAAAGAGAAGGAAGCCACCAUGCAGGUGUUCACCAACUUCAUGCGGUUUGUUGAGAGGAGACAGAACGAGCUUGUGGAGGUCAUUGAGGGACGAUACAGCGCAUCAAAGGAGAAGGGUGAAGGGUUUCUCCAAGAACUGAGGACGGAGGUGGCUGAGCUUGAAAGCAGGAGCAGCCACCUAGAGCAGCUGUCUGAUGAUCAUCAUCAUUUUCUCCAGAACCUCCAGGCCCUGUCCUGUUUGUCAGAGAAAGACUGGACCGACGCUGUUGUUGACAGUGACCUGUGCUUAAGUCCAGUGAGGGAGGCUGUGACUGCACUUCAUGAGCGCGUGGACUACAUAAUGGAAAAGGUUCCUGAGCUGAGCUGGAGAAGAAUGAGGGAGCAUGCUGUGGACUUGACCUUUGACCCAGAUACAACACAGGGCACACUUGUCAUUAGUGAGGAUGGAAAACAAGUGACAUGUUUAGAUGUUGUAAAUAAUCCUGUUGACAAAUAUUGCUCGGUUUUGACAAAGGAGGGAUUUACGUCAGGGAAGUUUUAUUACGAGGUGAAAGUGACAGGAAGGGAUGAGUGGCGUGUUGGUGUGGCCAUAGAAUCCAGUGGCAGAAAAAAUAACACCAAGGUUCUAGCAAAAAACGGCUUUUGGAUGAUCGGGACAAGGAAUGGGAUGUGUGUCGCAAGUACAACACCAGUUGCUAAAGUCUCAAAGGGGGGCAACCUUGGGAAAGUGGGCAUCUUUGUGGAAAUUGACAAGGAGCGGGUUUCAUUUUAUGAUGUGGAUUCUAAGUCGCACAUAUUUUCCUUUAAUAUGUGUUCCUUUCGUAUGUUUACUGAGGGACUUUAUCCAAGCUUUCAUCUUAAACCCUCCAGAGGAAAUAUCCCUGUUAUCAUAACACCUGUACCACAAGAGUGAAUGACUGGUUCUGCUCUACAUGUGAACUAGACUUGCUAACUAUUGUAUUACAAGGUUUUUAAUUCUAAUUUAGAGAAUUUGAUGAGUCGCUAGGUACUAUUAUUAUUUUUUCACUAAAGAUGAUUUAAUAAAGUGUGAAUUAAUUCA